Molecule: messenger RNA, 1557 nt
Organism: Prorocentrum cordatum
Lineage: Eukaryota; Dinophyceae; Prorocentrales; Prorocentraceae
Source: the annotation of a GenBank genome assembly
GAGAACACUUGCAAGCUCAUCGCGGUCGGCUUCCCAGGGAAGAUGCUCGCGCGCUCGCUGAAGACCAUAGGAGACGCCAUCAGGGCCCAGUAUGCGCCUGUGGACGUCCAGACCCGCAUCAACGUAAAAUGUUUUGACAUGGCGAAGAAGAUUACUUUCGACUUCGAGCAGGCUGCCGAUGCGUCCAACUUCCUCGCCAAUUUCACCCGUGAUGGUGUAUUUCGGUUCCCCGACCCACUCGUGCCUCAGGACAUGUUGAACAUGCGUAUCAAGCGUGACCAGGACUUGAAAGCUCGUCAGCUCUUCCUCUCCAUGGGCCGCGUCCGCUCUCUCAUCACCCAGCAGUUGUCGGCUCGUUCCAUUGAAGUGGGCAGCAGCGGGCUUGGGGGCAUCGUUUUCGCACGCAAGUCGGAGCAUGAGGCAGUCGAGCUGGCGCGCAUCGAGGUGAGCGAAGACACGCUGGAGGCCAAGGUCGAGCUCGACAUGGCGGGGAUUCGUCAGUUGGGCCUGGAGGCCCAAGCUGAGGCCAUCUGUGCUGCAGCACAGGUGCAGAUCAGCAUCUUCAACCUUCACCUCCCCAACGCGAGCGACUCGCUCAACACUUAUGCGCAGGCGCUCCUGAUGUUGCGUGCUGAGUUUCAGAGGUUCCCUCAUGACCAUCGCGUGCUUAUCGGUGAUUUCAACUUCUCUUUGGUCGAGGAAGGUCGCAUGCAAGCUGAUGGUUCUGGCUGGAAGCCUGGGGACCGAGCUCACUCCCGUCUUUUUCAGCGUCAUUUCCCGUGCGUCACCGAGUUUUACCAGGGGCAGGACACGAGGAGGGAGGUCAGGGACGGGGUCGUCAAAAGCACCGCGCGCCUCGACAGAGCGUAUUCAUCCCUUCCUCAAGCUAUGCUACGUGACUUAGACAUUCGCUGUGGUGUCCUGGGACGUCUAAAAGCCAAGAUGGAAAGCGACCACCUCCCGAUCGUGGUCAGCAUCGAACCGUAUCGGCCCACAGCCGGCCACAAAAGCAUCGCGAAGUGGAUCCUCAAGCACCCGGAGUUUCCCCGCUUUCUGGAAGCCGCCAUAGCUGAAAUGUCUAAUGAGUUAGGCCCAUGGGAACGUCUCACGCAGCUCAAGGAGCUGAUGUUUGUCGCGGCUGCCCACGUCCGCGACUUUGUCAAGCGCGCGAUUGCUGACACUCUCGAGCUUAAACAGUACUGGGCUUUACAGGCGCUCCGUGGCUGGCGCCUGGGCAAGGUUUGGCUCGUGCACCGUGCUCUGCGUUGCUAUCCCGUGCUGCAGUCUCAUUUCUGCCUCGUUUCUUUCCAAUGCGCUCGUGUUGAUGGCCUCUGCGCGCUCAUUCGCUCCAUCGAGAUGCAGUUGCUUGACCAGGAAUCGCAUGACCUUGAGUUCUCGUCCUUCUGGGCCGAUACCCCAUCGGAGGUCAAGACAUCUCACAAGCAACGCAUCGCCCGUAAGCAGGAGCUUUGGCGCAAGUUCAAGAGCCGCACAUAUCUGUCUAGCAUAUAUGAUAACUCUGGGAUGCCGUGCAGGUCUAUCGACCACUCCGCCGAG